AUGGUUAAAUUCUUGAUUAAAAUUAGUCUGACGGCUUCAAGAGUGAAUGAUUCUGAGAAGAGUCAAGUUGGUCCCAAAACACUCCAAGUAAUCUUUAUAAGCUAUGGAAGAAAUUAUAAGUGUUUGAUGAAGUUUCUUAUUGGAAUCGAAAUUAACAAUUUUUGUCUACAGAAACCUAUUCUAUUAUCGUGAACUCGAUGGCAGAGUAUAGCCAUUAUCUCUUAA
Blepharisma stoltei is the source of this 225-nucleotide messenger RNA. Lineage: Eukaryota; Ciliophora; Heterotrichea; Heterotrichida; Blepharismidae. The record is from the annotation of a GenBank genome assembly.